Chanos chanos (milkfish) is the source of this 639-nucleotide messenger RNA. It is a transcript of the gene rab15, whose product is annotated as RAB15, member RAS oncogene family. The record is from RefSeq and is a predicted model, not a curated record. The transcript is spliced from 7 exons. Gene Ontology annotation, biological process: Rab protein signal transduction. Gene Ontology annotation, molecular function: GTPase activity; GTP binding. NCBI's taxonomy places the organism in Eukaryota, Metazoa, Chordata, Actinopteri, Gonorynchiformes, Chanidae. The coding region runs from base 1 to 639 and encodes 212 amino acids.
AUGGCUAAACAGUAUGAUGUACUGUUUAGACUCUUGCUUCUUGGAGACUCUGGGGUCGGAAAAACCUGCUUAUUAUGCAGAUUUACGGACAAUGAAUUUCACCCAUCGCACAUUUCCACAAUCGGUGUGGAUUUCAAAAUGAAGACACUGGAAAUAGAUGGCAUCAAAGUACGAAUACAGAUAUGGGACACAGCUGGUCAGGAGAGAUACCAGACCAUCACAAAGCAGUACUACAGACGAGCACAGGGGAUCUUCUUGGUGUAUGACAUCACAAGCGAGCGCUCCUUUCAGCACAUUAUGAAGUGGGCCAGCGAUGUGGACGAGUAUGCUCCUGAUAAGGUUCAGAAGAUUCUUGUGGGAAACAAGUCAGAUGAGGAACACAAAAGACAGGUGGCGACAGAGCAGGGCAACAAGUUAGCCAAGGCUUAUGGAAUGGACUUUUUUGAGACAAGUGCCUUCACCAACCACAACAUUAAAGAGUCAUUCACUCGAUUGGCUGAGCUGGUCCUGCAGGCCAAUAAGAAAGACCUGGAUGUGCUUCGAAACUCCAUCAACGAUGAGCUCAGUCUUGCCGUACUAGAGGAGGAGGAGGGUGCAUGCGAUAGUGGUGUGGACUCACAGAAGUCCUGCUGGUGUUGA